AUGAUAAAAUGUUAUGAAAAAAUACUAAAAAGUGAUGAAAAUAACACUAUUAAAGUAAUGAAAAAAGCAUCAAAAAGUGCUAAAAAAAUAAAUAAAGCAUCAAAAAAAGAAUUAAAAAGCAUCAAAAAAAGAAAUAAAGCACUAAAAAAGUGA
This is a messenger RNA of Racocetra fulgida, 153 nucleotides long. The record is from the annotation of a GenBank genome assembly. Lineage: Eukaryota; Fungi; Glomeromycota; Glomeromycetes; Diversisporales; Gigasporaceae.